Messenger RNA from Ochlerotatus camptorhynchus, 5643 nucleotides. RefSeq names its product vulcan (gene vlc). The transcript has 8 exons. The record is from RefSeq and is a predicted model, not a curated record. The coding region runs from base 1423 to 3864 and encodes 813 amino acids. Gene Ontology annotation, cellular component: glutamatergic synapse; postsynaptic specialization. Gene Ontology annotation, molecular function: molecular adaptor activity. Gene Ontology annotation, biological process: signaling. NCBI's taxonomy places the organism in Eukaryota, Metazoa, Arthropoda, Insecta, Diptera, Culicidae.
GGUCCGUUUCAAAUGUAGUGAUGUUGCUCUGGGCGAAGGAAGUACCGCUGAUUAUUAUUAGUAGUUGGCACGGUUUCUUCGUUAUUCGUUGGUCGAAAAUUGCAGUUUGAGCAAAAUUUCUGAGCAGAAAACAGAAUCCUUGGACGGAAUCCGGUCGAAGUUCUGUUGGCAUCCGUCGUGGCACGGGAAAACCGCGACGCGUUAGAUGUUUUGAAUUUGGAUUUUCUGGAUUGUGAUUGUGAUUGUGACAGUAGCAGAGGCGAACGAACGGAAGUGACAGAAAGUUGCAAAUUUUUCUGCUGGAAGCUGUGUGGAAAAAUUUGAAGAAGAUCGAGACGGUAUAAAAAAGUGCACUUUUGUGUCGUGGUAUGUAUUUCAAGUGUAGUGAUAGAACUUCCUGAUGUCAGUUUUAGUGGAAUUUUAGCCUUCUGGAAGGUUGAUUUGAGUUUUCUUCAGCACAAAACGGAUACAAUUACGAACAGUUGGCUUCGUGGCACAGGCGAAUAUAUGCUCUAGAUACGGUGGCGUUGCUAUCUCCGAUUGACAUUGCGAGCAUAGACAACGGCCGGCGGAAGGCAGGCAGCAGAAGAGGGAUUGCUGCACCGUGCACUAAUCCACCAAGUUCGUCUGCUGAUUCGUGUCGCCCCAAGCCGGAGGGCGGAUAGCUUGCACUCAGCAGUCUGUAGGUAACGCUACAAGCAGCAACAGCAUCAGCAGAGCUCUAAACUGAGAAUGUUCAAUUAUAGACAAUGUGUGACUGGCAGUCAACGGCAGCAACGCCGACAGUAGAAGCAGUGCUCGAAAUCCAUCCGCAGAAGUAGGAGGAUUGCUGGAGGUCUGGAUUCCUAGUGUACUUGGACCGAAAUCGGAUGUAUGGAAUUGGAAGUGCGAAAAAAAAGAAGAAAGAACAAAGUUGGCGAGUUGUCAAAAUACAGUGCUUGUGGGAUUUCUCUGCAUUAUUUAUUAUUUAUGUUUUGAGAGUGUUUUGAAAGUGUAGCACCAGCAGUUUUGCUUAUGUUGGAGUACCAACUAGUUUAGAGUGAAAAUUGGAUCGAAUGAAGUGUGCAAAAAAAUUGAUUAGUGGCGCGAUUUGAAGUGAUUCAAGUGCGAAGAGUGUGUUGAACGUGAUUUGAAUUUUUCAUUAGUCCAAUCGAGAAUGGUGCUUCCCGUCUAUUUGCAUUGAGCAAAGUGGGGCGAUAAAUUUCGGAUCGUAUUCUUGAAGACGAGAUUUUCCGGUGUGUGUGGUGGUGAGUGCUUUUAGGGCCCUGCCUAGAUAGAUUGUCUUGAAUCAGUGCCAAAUCCUAGUGGAAACAAAGUUGCAGUGCACCACAACGAGCAGAUCAGAUCAGCAGCGCAUCCGGUAGACCGCGGACGACGGAGUACAAGGGGGGCAGGCUUCUAUCCGGAGUCCUCGUGCGGAAUAUGGAUAGAAGUGUAGAUUCUAUUGGUAGUUGUUCACUCGAUGUAGAUGCCGAUUCGACGGACUUUUCAGACACAUCAGGAGAGCUAAACUUUCUGACACCCAACUCGGCCAAGGAUAUCCAGCGUGAGUUCACCGCCGGAAUUAAGGAACGUUGCAAACUGCCAUUGAUCAACUGCCAAGCAGUGACGACCGUGCUGGAUCCAGUAACAGGAAACAUUAGUACCGUUCUCACGACGACGUCCCCGCAGGCAGAGACGGCCACCACGGCGGUCGCCAGCAAGAAGCCCAGCUAUCUGAAUCUGGCCUGCUGCGUGAAUGGUUACUCGAAUCUGACGACCUAUGAUUCGAAGCUGAGGCAGGACAUCAACAAGUCACGGGAAGUUUCGCCGAAUCGACCGAUCAUUGCCACGCUGCACUACAACCGGUCCGAGGGUGGUAAUUUUCAGCUGACUGCACCCACGCUCAGCUACAUUAGUAUGAACAAUAGCAUCAACAACAACAUCAGCAACGGUGGUAGCAAAUUCGGCGCAAUGCUGAACGGAGCUGGACGGUUCGCGAAUGGCGGCGGUGCUGCCACCGCCGGUCAGGAUGUGACGGAUAAUGCCAUGUUCAAUGGGAACGGGUUUGGUGGCGGGGGGCUGAGGACCAAAGUGAUUUCAUCGCAGUCCCAAAUUAGCAGCGUGAAGGAGACCGAAAAAGUAGUGAAGAAGAGUUUCAUACAGCAGCGCGUUGAAAAGCUGUACGGUAACGCGGAAGGUGUCGUGAUUAAUAAGCAAAUUUACAACAGCAAUGAGAGGAAAUAUUUGAACAACAUUGCCAACGAAAAUGUGAGCAAAAACUACACCAAUGCUUUGCAUUUCAAUGGGAACGGAAAUGUGGCCACCAAUGGUGGCACUCAGCUCAGCACUGCCGGUGCCGGAGGCGGCGGGGUCGGUUUCUGCGGCGGUGGAACAAAAGAGAACCUCGACGAAAACAAUAAAGAAAUCGCCGAUGAUCCAGAUAUGGAAGCGCUACCAGUGAUGAGGCAUUUACGGCCCGAGUUUCGGGCGCAGCUGCAAAUUUUUUCUCCCAAGAAAAUUCCCAAGACAUCACCGAGCCGGAGCGUUGUCACUACGGCCGGUAGCGGCGCUGUCAGCCUGAAUGGCAACGUCAAAAACAACAAUCACAUAAUCUCCAACGGGGAUCUAAGUCACCAUCAUCAUCAUCACUCGCAUUUGGCCAACGGCAAAGUCACAUCAAACGGAACGACCACAUCGCUAUCGUCGGCAUCUUCGGCCCUAUCGUCAUCGUCGUCGUCGUUAGUGGAAUCAAAGAGAGAGCAACGCAGCACCACAGUGACAACCAUCAAUACUACUACUACCACAGCGAGCUGUGAAUCCCGAUCGGGAUCUUUGGUGAAUUCUUUAUCAGUGGUCACUUCGGUUGAACCGGUGACGUCUGGUGACAACAACAGUAGUGACGCAAGCGUCCCCUAUAACAAUAAUAGUAGUACGCAAGAAUCUCGAUCGGAUGCGGCGGCAGUAGUAAUCGAGCAAGCAUCAGUCGAACAGCAGCCUAUUAUCGGUGCAGAACAACAAAAGAUGAAGUUGAGUGAACCGACGACGGUCGUUAACGGAGGUGAUGGUGGCGAUUGCCCCACGUCCACGACGGUGUUCCGAAAUGGUACCAGCAGGAAGAAUGGCCACCACCACAUGGUGGAGGACGAUAAGGAAAAUGCAAACGGUGACCUGUUGUUGGAAGUGACGCCGAUGGCCAAGACGCAGCUAAAGGAUGGAAACUACUUUCUACAGGUGCUCAAGAAUGAACAAAAUCGGCUACUCACAAUGGCAGCCGACAUUGACAGGGAUGUUGAACAGUUGAAGAUUGAUGGCGUGGAGAUCAGCGAGGAAGUUGCCGGCUAUGUGCUGGCGGCCGCUGGCAAGGCACGGCUCCUAAGUACCAAGAAAAUGAAGCAGUUUGAAGGUCUAUGUUACAACAAUCUCAACCAAUCACCGGACGAAAAGUUCCAAACGACGAACGAAGAUCUGCGCGGUUUCUGGGACAUGGUGAUGCUGCAGGUUAAUGAUAUCGAUGCGUCCUUCGAAGAGAUCGAUUCCUUCCGGAGGAACGGGUGGAACAAACCGGAACCCAAAAGUCCCACCCCUCAGGUACGUAGCACCGCUCGGAGUACGAAGCUGACGAAACGGCCCUACAAGACCCCUGCCAACGGGACAAGCAACGGAACCACCGCGGACAGUACGGCAGCCGAUGCGAAAAAAGCUUCAGCUGCCGCUGCCGCUGCCAGGCGGGAAGCCCAGCGGAAACAGCUAAUGGAGCUUAAGCGGAAGCAGAAACUCGCCAACAGCCAGCAAAACGUUGAGAUAUUUGUUCCGGAAACCAAUGGCAAAACGGCGGUGACAUUUGCGGACACGAAUGGCGCUCCACCAGUGGAUGCGAGUUGAUCCCGUCCGCUUCCAGCCGCCGCUCAACACUAACUGGGCUCAACCGGACAGUCACCGGAUGUUGCGUAAUUUUUUUUUGUAUUACAACUUUUUUUUUUGGUCAUUCGUAGAUUACGCGCUAAAUCACAUACACCACAUAAGGGACACAUUCACUCAUUCAAACGCAUUACCUAUAGGGAGACAUGAUUGGACUGACUGAUUAAAUAGACGACGAUGAGAGGGAGAGCGAGAGUGAUAAUGACAUGAUUUGCACUUGAGUGGAUGGGAAUUUUAUGGAAGGUAUUGUAUGAUUGCAGGACGAAAACGGAAAGAGUGAACUUGUCGAUAGAUAAAAUGAUGAUAAACCCGUAACUGAAAUGCAUCAAUUGUGAUUUUACGAGAAAUGACAAAUUUUUUAUACGUUGAAUAUACUUAUUAUUAGUUAGAGGGUAAUCGAUUAAACAAUAAACAAUGCGAAGAAAUUAAGGAGACAUAUUUAUUUAGUUGUAAGAGUCACGAAAUAUAACAUAUAAAUAAAGUAGACAAAAUUCACGUUUUUGCGAUAUAGGAAAAUCUGUGUGCGAAGGCAAUUGCCUUUCUAUUUUUGGAUAUUUUUCUAUUAUCUUUUCGCUGAACGAUAUUCUACAUCGAAAGGAAUGUGAGAAGCGUGAAUUUGCUAAAUUUCCACGUGGUAUUUUGGAAGGGCCGGAAGAUGCGAAAUUUACUUUGGCUUCGUUAGAGAUUAGUUUGUAAGCAAGAUUACGAUUACCGAUCACCUUCACUAAUACCUAUUAGGUACAUAUCUACUAUUUAUAUACUAUUACUACUAUUAGCGAGUAGUGAAGCAAAUGAUGGUUAAUAAACUUUCACACCGACACAGUUUUGGCAAGGUUGGUAUUAUUUUUUGUGCGGCAGAGUUAUCGAACUGGUUCGCCAAUCAUGGAAGUAACUAAAGCAGUGACAUAUUUUCAUCCUUGAAUCGUGAAACUGAUAUGUCGAAACACGCCGUUGAACAAUUUUGUGAGUUAAGUUUUCCGUAUUUUCUUUUCCCAAUUAUUCUACUUUGUUGAUUUCCUACCUGGUCUCGGCAUUUUUCCACCAGUGAUAGCUUUUUAGAAUCCACCGAACAAGUUUGUCGAAUCCUAAGCAUUCCUACUAUUACUUUGGCUUAAAUCCGUUUCCAUCACACCAAUAUAUGAGUGCCUUUUGAUCGUUGAUCGCGUACAAAGUAGUACAAAGCGUAGGUGUUUAGUUGUGUUAGGUUUUUGUUUGCUUAUGUUUGAUUAUUGUGCCGUUCGUUCUAAAUUUGGUUUGGAAAAAUGUCGAGUUCAACCUUUUCUCCCAAAAAAUCUAUCAAGAUAAAAGAUUUGCUCACGCUUUCAAGGAAUAGAUUAGAAGAAACUCUACUAUAAAUCGUAGUAGUUGUAAAGAAGAAGAAAAUGAUGCUUUCUAAUGAAAAUUCGAGUUUACACGCGUAGAGAAGUACUAACGUUCAAUACAAAUUUAAGCGAAGUUUUCAUAUUAUGCAUAAAAAGUUCUAAUUAUACUACCACCCACUGUAUAUUGUAUCUAUUAACCUCUAUUGACGACACUCAACAAUCCCUCACGAACGGUGUGCGAUCGAAGGAUCCGCGGUGGAAGAUAAGAUGAUGUAGCCGCAUGAGAUGGUUACUAAGUACCUACUGCAAGGCUACGGCUACCAAUCCGAUGUUUGUUAAAUGUAGACGCAAUGAUCUGGAUCGUUGAUGUGAGAGAUAAAUAAAGGUGUUUUGUGAAACACCCCGCAGAUUGUAAACGGAA